AAAGUUGAAAAAGGCGGGCAGAGAGAAAGAGAGAAAAUGGUGAAAGGCGGGGCUGCUGAUUCGAACUGACCGCUCUCUCUCUCUCUCUCUCUUUCUCUUUCUCUUUCUCUCUCUAAUGGCGACUCCUGGCGAAGAUUCGAAUCAUCGAUGGCAACUUGAGCAAUCUCUGUCUCAAAUUCAGAUAGAUUCAGUCUUCCAUCCGCGAUAUCAACUCUGCACACCUUCCGCUUCCAGUCAAUCUCUCCCUUUCUACUUACAAACUUCUCAUUCUUCAUCUAUGAUUUCAUCGCCAAUACCCUCCAAUGACUAUCCCUCCUCACGCACAGAUCUCUUAUCUGCACAACCACAUCCGACUUUCAAUAACUCGCCGGUCAAUCCUCAACUUUGUACCAAAGCUGAAUAUGAUACCAAUCUUUCACUUAGUCUAAAGCCCUCUGAAGGUAUUGCGAUCUUCAAUUCCUCAGAAGUUCCAAAGCAAUGGAAACCUUUGAUUCCAGCAGGUCCAGUUGCAGUACCAUCUUAUAAUGCAUCUAAUGGGACUGGUUGUCGUUUCGACAGUUCUCUAGGAACGCUAACAAAGAAGUUCAUUGAUUUGGUCCAUAAGGCAGAAGGCGGCCAGCUUGAUCUGAACAAGACUGCAGAAGCCCUCAAGGUUCAGAAAAGGAGGAUAUAUGACAUUACCAAUGUUCUGGAAGGAAUAGGAUUGAUAGAGAAAACCACAAAAAACCAUAUAAUGUGGAAGGGGUUUGAGAUGGUACCAAGCAAUAUCAAUGAAGAUGCUAACUUGUUAAAGGCUGAGCUUGAAAAUUUAUAUGCUGAAGAUAGCAGGCUUGAUGCUUGUAUAAGGGAAAGAGAAGAGCAUUUGAGGAUUUUAAGAUCUCAUGAGAAUUUUAAAAAGCACCUUUUCUUGACUGAGGAGGAUAUCACAAGCAUUCCUCACUUCAAGGAUCAAACUCUUAUUGCAAUAAAAGCUCCACAUGCUAGUUGUAUUGAAGUUCCUGAUCCAGAUGAGGAAACUGGUUUCCAACAAAGGGAGUUUAGAUUAAUUGUUAGAAGUAUAAGAGGCCCAAUUGAUUUGUAUCUAUUAGGCAGUGGAAGCCAAAUUAAGGAGGAUGUGAAUGUCAAUGAGAAAAAUCUAGCAGAUAUAUCUUCAGGAACGGAUCCAAUAAUACCAGAUGGCAUUUCCUCAACAGGUCCUGUGGAAUCCAGAACUCAGAAGAUCACAAUACCAGAAUCUGCUAGAGAAGAUGAUUAUUGGUUCCAAUCUCAUAAAGAAGUAAGCAUUACAGACUUAUGGGAAAGAGAUGAAAGGAGACCAGCAAUGCGCCUUCCUCGGAAUCCCGAGUAGCUCAUCAAUGGAAAUCGUGACGAAAAGCGAGCAAGAGUAUACCUGCAAGUAAAUAUAGUGGCUAGAUAUUCUUAUUAUUGAUUUAUAUGAGUGUUGGCGUCACAUAUGUGCAUGCAAUAUAUACAAACUAAAUAACUUGUGAGAAUAAAUAAGAAAAGAUUUAAGAUGAUUGCAAUA
Impatiens glandulifera is the source of this 1525-nucleotide messenger RNA. Its product is annotated as transcription factor E2FC-like. The coding region runs from base 116 to 1348 and encodes 410 amino acids. Lineage: Eukaryota; Viridiplantae; Streptophyta; Magnoliopsida; Ericales; Balsaminaceae. The record is from RefSeq and is a predicted model, not a curated record. Gene Ontology annotation, biological process: regulation of transcription by RNA polymerase II. Gene Ontology annotation, molecular function: DNA-binding transcription factor activity, RNA polymerase II-specific; protein dimerization activity; RNA polymerase II cis-regulatory region sequence-specific DNA binding. Gene Ontology annotation, cellular component: RNA polymerase II transcription regulator complex. The transcript is spliced from 14 exons.